This is a messenger RNA of Hevea brasiliensis (rubber tree), 5206 nucleotides long. Its product is annotated as receptor-like protein EIX2. The coding region runs from base 3962 to 4882 and encodes 306 amino acids. NCBI's taxonomy places the organism in Eukaryota, Viridiplantae, Streptophyta, Magnoliopsida, Malpighiales, Euphorbiaceae. The record is from RefSeq and is a predicted model, not a curated record. The transcript is spliced from 3 exons. Gene Ontology annotation, molecular function: protein binding.
UACUAACUCAUUUCUUUCCACACUAAUAUCCUUGUUUACCCUAUCCUCGCCGCAACCCGAACAGAGCAUUAAACUCUUGAUUUUCGGGAUGCAUGCCUAGUGGUUGAUGAUAUGGCCGUUGUUUUUGCUAUUGUGGAGGGAGAUGUGGACUUGAUUUGUCAUGGGUCUCUCUCUCAUUCUGGAUAUUCGUCUCCUUUUGUCAAGGGCUUGGCAAGUUCACAUUCAGCAUGUCUACGGUGAAGUCAAUUUUUGUGCUGAUUGGCUUUCACAGAGGGCUCAUCAUUUCCCUUGGAUUUAACCAAACUCCAGAACCUACCGAGUGGUGUUCUUCGGAUCUUGCAACAGGAUGUGGUUGGGUUAGCCUUUCAAGAUAUAUCCCGGGUUGAUCUUUGUUUUUCACCUUUUCUCUUCCCAAAAUAAAAAGAAAAAAAAAAAAAAGAAAGAAAGAAACCAAUCUUUGAUUUUAAUAUUUAUGUCCAGAAACUUUAAAAUUCAAGCCCUAGCAAUUUUAAACAUUUUAGACAGAUAAUUGUGGAAUCAAAUUACUAUUAAUUACUACUCCUAGCAAAACGCAAGUUUUCUUCAAAAUUCAUGUCACUAGUAGAUAUAAUUAAUCAAGUGACAACAAAAGAAGUGAAGGUGGAAAGCAAAAGGAAUUGUCACUUACCCCCAAUAUCUUUAUUAGCACUAUCAAGGUAUUUUUGCAUUUAUAAUUCUUUGUCUUAGAAUUAUUAACUCUCUUCUUCUCCUAGUCUUCAUGGUACAUUGGAUGAUUUGAACUACUUGUUCAAAACUUAUACUGGAUGUAGUGAUCCUCAAUUUGACUAAACAGUUUAUGAACUGAAAUUGAUGUUGCAUACUCCAAGAAUCCAGUACUUUCACUCAUAUUUGCAUUUUGGUAUUUGUAUUCCGAAAAUCGAAUAUCCUAAGUUGAGGGGAGCGAUGCCUGCUUAGAUAGAUUAGGUGAGAGUGAGAUAUGAUACCCCAUUUGAAGCACAAAUGUGAAAAAUCAAUUCCAGCAGAAAUUUUCAUAGUUUUUCUUUGAAACCUACUUAGGUUGACCAUAACAAAGGUGUGAGUUCUGGAAAGAGUUAAUAAAUGCAACCUUACUCUUCUUUGCAGAGAGACUGCUUUUGUGGCUUUAACAUGUGACCUCAGGUCACAAAUGAAGUAACUUUACCGUAAUACCAAAGUCACCCUCUACUAAGUUCACCAUAGGAAAAAAAAGUUAAAAAGAAAAGAAAGAAAGCGGAUUAGCUUUAUCUCUUCUAUUAUUUUUUUAAUAGUUGGCUUUUCAAUACAGAGUAGCAUUAGUUAAUAUGAUCUCACAAAAGUGGUUGCUACAAGGUUAAUUCUUUUCCUGGUAACUCAAAUAUUAUAAUCUUGACACAUAACUUGCCUUUUUCUUUUGACAGAGGACAAGAGAUUGUUAUCAAGUCAUAAUUAUAUAUCAUUCUGAUUCCAACUGAACAGGACAAAAAAAGUUUUAAUUCCUUUGGAGAAUCAGUCCUUCAGUGGCCGUCUGAAUUUGAUCCUGAUGCACACUUAGGAAACUGAUAUCUUGUUUGCUUUGCUAUGGUAUUUGCUUUUUUGCUGCUUCCAAUGUUCUAUAAUGGAAAAUGAAGUCUUCAAACGUAUAUCUGUUAAAAUAAAGAAAGAAAAAACCAAGUCACAAUGUUCAUAGAUAUCUAUGUUCGACAAGUUUUGGCUUUAUUACAAGCCUAACUCUGCAUCAAUAUUGUAAGCAUAAGCAUAUCCCCUUAUUCUAGGAAUAAUGAUAUUCCUUUUACAUCUAUUUUUUUUUUCCUUUGGACCUAUGCAUAUGAAAGCUCCAAGCCUAAGAUCUGCUAAAAAAAUGAUUUUUUUUUAAUGCAGAAAAAUGGCUAUUUAUAUGCAUAUUGUCUUGUAUCUACCUCAAAUGUAAUUCAAUGCUUCAUAUGGACAUUUCAUCAUUUCUUUCAAUGAUUCUUCAUUUCUUCAUUUUGAUUGCAGGAAUCCAUAAUGGCAAUGCCCAGUUGGUGGAUUGCUUGGACUCUGACAGGGAAGCUCUUAUUGAUUUCAAAGAAGGUCUAAAGGAUCCUGAGAAUCGACUCUCAUCAUGGCGAGGAAACAACUGUUGCCAAUGGGAAGGUAUAAGUUGUGACAAUAAAACUAGAGAUGUUAUUGCAAUUGACCUCCACAACCCUUUUCCAUCAUCAGAUCCCAAUUAUUCCAGGGAUGCAUUAGGUGGGAAAUUAGUCCUUCAUUGAUAAAACUCAAUUAUUUGAGACAUUUAGACUUGAGUCUUAAUGGAUUCAGUGGAAUUCCAAUUCCUGAAUUCUUUCAAUCUUUGGAGAAACUGCAAUAUCUAAAUCUAGCAGAUGCUGGCUUUGGAAGCAAAAUUCCUCCAAACUUGGGAAAUAUCUCUGCACUGCAGUAUUUCAAUGCCUCUAACAACUGUUGACAACCUUGAAUGGAUGACUGGUCUUACAUCUUUGAAAUAUUUAGCGCUUAAUGGAGUUGACCUAUCAUCCUCUGGGUCAGAGUGGGUUGGAGCAUUGAACAGGCUUUCACAUAUAACUGAGCUGCACUUGCAGUUUUGUGACCUGAUUGAUUCUAAUUCAUUUCUUAACUUUGUCAAUCACUUGCUGUGAUAGACCUCAGUUUUAAUAAGUUCUUUGCAGAGUUCCCGAACUGGCUUGUGAAUAUCAGCAGCCUUGUGUAUGUUGACAUCCGAUAUAGCCAGUUGCAUGGAAGCAUUCCACUUGCUUUAAGCAUGCUGCCAAUUUUGCAGUUCUUGCAUGUUGAAUUCAACCAUCUAAAAGCUAAUAGCAGUCCACUGUUCCAGGGAAGCUGGAAAAACUUGGAAGUUCUUAAUUUGGGCGUCAAUAUUGUCUAUGGGGAGCUUAGCCGAAAUCCUUGAAGGAACUGAUGAUUGCCUUUCCAAAAGUCCUGUUCCAAGUUUGCAGUACUUGCUUCCAAGUUUGCAGUACUUGCUACUGAGGAGAAGUAGAUUGGUUGGUAAAUUUUUAACUUGGUUGGGUCAGAUUCAAAAUCUUGUUGAACGCUGUCUGAAUUAUAACUUGUUCCAUGGUCCCAUCCCUGAUUUGGGAGCAUUAAGAUGUCUAGCUACUCUCCUACUUGGGAAAAAUGAACUAAAUGGAACUCUUUCAGAUACUUUGUUUCAGCUUCCUAAGUUGUCUAUCCUAGAUGUCUCUGACAAUCAGUUAACUGAAUCUCUCCCAUAUAGUUUGGCAUGGGUUUCAAUGUUGUCUGUCCUAGAUGUCUCCUUCAACUGUUUGACUGGUGUAAUCUCAGAAUCCCACUUUUCAAAGUUAAAUAAUUGCAGUCCUUGUGUUUUUCUUCCAACUCUUUGGUCUUGAAUGCCAGUUCAAAUUGGAUCUCUCCAUUUCAGCUCCAGUCACUUGAUAUGGCUUCAUUCCUUCUGGGCCCUUCAUUCCCUGCUUGGCUUAAAUAUCAAAGUAAUCUAUCUUAUCUUGACUUUUCAAAUGCUAGUCUUUCAGGUUCCAUACCCAGCUGGUUUUGGGAUAUUUCUGGUGGUCUCAAUUCCUUAAAUUUGUCCUUCAAUCAGUUAAAGGGUCAACUGCCAAAUCCAUUGAAUUUACAAGAAGUUGCAUUUCUUGAUUUGAGCUCCAACCUCUUUGAAGGACCUAUUCCUCUUCUACUUGCUGGAAUUCAAGAAACCAACUGAUUGGUGAAAUUCCAGAUUCCAUUGGACAAACAUUUUCAUUGAUUAUCAUUGAUCUUUCAAGAAACAAUUUAUCUGGAAGCAUUCCUUCAAACAUGGCAAACUGUCGUCAACUACAAGUUUUAGACAUUCAAAAUAACUACCAGGAGAGGUUCCUGGUUCUUUAGGUUUGCUAAAUUUCCUCCAAACACUACACCUAAGCAACAACAUGAUCUUUGGAGAAAUUCCCUCAUCUUUCCAAAAUUUGUUGAAUCUGGAAACUCUAGACAUUGGAUGACUGGUAACAUUCCAUCAUGGUUUGGACAUGGUUUCCAGAAUCUUAGAAUUCUCAGAUUGAGGUCAAAUACAUUUUCUGGAGAACUACCAUCUGGUCUUUCAAGUUUGGGUUCUCUACAAAUCCUGGAUCUUGCAGAAAAUGAGUUGGAAGGUAUAAUUCCAGCUAGUUUGGGUGAUCUCAAGUCCAUGGCUCAACCUGAAAAAAACAACAGAUACUUGUUUUAUGGGACAAAUUUUGGGAGACACUAUUAUGAAGAAAGUAUAGUUGUGAAUAUAAAAGCUGGAUCACAAAGGUUCACAAAGACUCUUUCCCUUCUAACAUGCAUAGACCUUUCUGGGAAUCGGUUGCAUGGAAAGCUGCCCCAGGAAAUAACAAGAUUGGCAGGGUUGGUGGUUUUGAACCUGUCAGGAAAUAAUCUCAAUAGCCAGAUAAAUGAAAACAUUUCAAAAUUGCAUCAGUUGUCAUCUCUUGAUCUCUCAAGAAAUAUGCUUUCAGGUCCAAUUCCUUCAAGCAUGUCUUCCUUAUCAUUCUUGGGAUACUUGAACUUAUCAAACAACAAUUUCUCAGGUAGAAUUUCUUUUGUUGGGCACCUGACAACUUUUGAGUCAUCCUCUUUCUCGGGUAACCCUGGCCUUUGUGGAGCUCCUCUUGUUGGUCAAUGUCCAGGUGACUAUCCAACUAGUGCAGGAACUGCUGAGAGUGCAAUUGCUGAUGGUUACAGUGUUGACAAGUGGUUCUAUUUGGCAGUUGGGUUGGGAUUUGCAGCUGGCAUAUUGGUUCCUUGCUUCAUUUUGAUAGUUCAAAGAACCUGGAGCGACGUGUGCUUUAGUUUUGUCGAUAAGACAGCCAAUGGAUUGUUGUAUUGGGGUCAGGAAACAACAGCCUUCUUCAAAAACGGUGGUGAUCACAAUCCUUAGCUUUGCUUCGUAUUUGAUUUGUUCCAGGCUACUAGCUAUAUAACUCUUGACAUCCCUUGUGUAAGUAUCCUGUUUUGAUGUUAUGUAAUGCAUUUGUCCUUCAGAAGUUGUGAAUCAGCCACAUGUUGCUUAUCAUUGUGCAAAGAGGAAAGAAUGAAUUCUAGAAAUGUUCCUUUCUAUUUAUAAUUAAAGUAGGAGAAUUGUCAUUUAUAAGAUUUCCAAAGAAUGUAAGUAUCCAUAUGCCCUUUGUGCAAAACCUUCAUAUCUUGAAUGGUUGUUCAAAUAGCUUUUGCAUUGAGAAAUCUCUAAUUUAUCUGCCUUCAA